UUAAACCAUGAUAAAGGCAGCCAUAUGGUACCAUCCUGUCACCACAACCGAACAGCUUGUUAGUUGUUAAGUCCAAAGCGGCUACACUUUGGUUAAGUCCAUUAACUGCUUGCAUUGGUGCUGGAAUAUUUUACUUUGUAAAAACAGAAAAACCAAGUAGAAAUCAACAAAAUGUCGUCUGGGAGAUCAUCGAGAGCGGAGACGAGAAGUAGAGCUAAGGAUGACAUCAAACGUGUUAUGUCAGCGCUGGACAAAGUUAGAAAAUGGGAAAAGAAAUGGGUGACUAUCGCUGAUACAACAAUUAGAAUUUUCAAAUGGGUUCCAAUGAUUGACCCUGAUCCUCCAAAACAGGAACCAAAAAAGCCAGAAAAUAUUGAGCAAAGAAUUUCAGCUGAAAAUCCACCGAGGAAUAAAUUUCUUGAAGCUUUAGAGAACUCAGCUCCAAAUAGCACAAAUGUCUCAACACCUUCCUCAGUUAAUGAGCUUGACGAUGAAAGUUCACGAGAUUCUUUCAUGCAAGAUGAGAAAUCAAUGGAUUCAACAUUAUUUAAUCAAGAUGACAGCAGUAAUACAAGAGAUUCUGCGAUCUUCAAUUCUAAUUCAAUGACACUACCAAGUUAUUCUAACCAAUCAUCUUCCAACUUUGCAGCCACGACUGACAAUGAUUCACAACAGAGCACACAAGACGAAACACCAGCAAAAAGAUUACGAAGCGAAUGAAGCUGACUGAAGAAAAAAGUCUAAAACUUUCCACACAUGCAAAUGCACGAGCUGACAACACUAAAGAGUGGAAUCAAAUCUUGUUUGUCUACAUUGCCUCAUGAUGCGAGAAGAAUUCUUUCAGUAUGCAGCUAACCUGCUCAGCCAUGUUUGUGACCUCCUGCAAUAUAGAAAAAAACAAUACUACACAAGCAUCUUACAAACUUACUUUUGUAAUAAAUUAAAUCAUUUUCAGUA
This is a messenger RNA of Styela clava, 957 nucleotides long. RefSeq lists its product as uncharacterized. NCBI's taxonomy places the organism in Eukaryota, Metazoa, Chordata, Ascidiacea, Stolidobranchia, Styelidae. The record is from RefSeq and is a predicted model, not a curated record.